Messenger RNA from Triticum dicoccoides, 1246 nucleotides. Its product is annotated as beta-carotene isomerase D27, chloroplastic-like. Gene Ontology annotation, molecular function: iron ion binding. The coding region runs from base 106 to 933 and encodes 275 amino acids. The record is from RefSeq and is a predicted model, not a curated record. Lineage: Eukaryota; Viridiplantae; Streptophyta; Magnoliopsida; Poales; Poaceae. The transcript is spliced from 8 exons.
UGGGCCUCCGCCGGCUAUCCACCACGCCCUGGCUGGUUGAUUCCUACGGUCUGUCACAGGCUCACAGCCGGAGCUCGCUCGCCGGCGCUUGCCCAGUCCACGCCCAUGGCGGCUCCGACCACGAGCCGUCUCCACCGCCGCCUCCUCCCCGCACUCCCAUCCUGCACCCCUCGCGCCCCGUCCUUCUCAGCCCCCUCAGUCCAGGGACCCAGCCGCCGGCUUACCUCCCGGCUGUACUGCUCGUCGCCGCCGGUGGGAGCGCCGCCGUCCGGCAAGGGCGGCGAGUACCGUCCCUCCUUCGCCGACGACUUCCUCCUCGCCUUCUUCCGGGCCAAGAUGGUGGAGGAGGUUGGGUGGGAUUCUCAAAAGCCUGGAUACGACGGGCUGAUCGAAGUUGCGAAUCGCCUCAUGAUCAAGGGGAAAAGUGCUUCAGAGACUGAGCAAUCAGCUGUCCGAGUACUUCAGGCACUGUUCCCACCUCUGUUGCUAGUCCUUUUCAAAGCUCUUUUAGCACCAAUUGCUAAUGGCCAACUUGCUUCCAUGAUGGUAGCUAGAGCAACAGCGCUUUCGUGCCAAUGGCUAAUGGGCACAUGUUCAGUGAAUUCUGUAACACUGCCCAAUGGGAAGUCGUUAUCUAGUGGGGUGUUUGUCGAGAAGUGUAAAUAUUUGGAAGAGAGCAAAUGUCUUGGCAUUUGUAUCAACACGUGCAAACUGCCAACUCAGACCUUCUUCAAGGAUCACAUGGGCGUCGAUUUGUAUAUGGAGCCAAAUUUUGAAGACUAUAGCUGCCAGUUCAACUUUGGAGUGCCACCCCCACCUCCUGACACGGACAAGGCCCUGAAGGAACCAUGCUUGGACAUAUGCACAAACGCUAGACGGCGCAGAGAGCUUGGCAGCAGCGGUGGCCCGGAUGGUCUAUGCCCCCAAGUUUGAUCUGCUGCUUCUGAAAGGACGCACAUGAUAAAUACUUAAAAUGGUAUGAAUAUAGAUUUUUUUAGGGCUAAGUACGAAUAUACUCCCUCUGUCCCACAAUAUAAGAACGUUUGUCAAGCCAGCAAUGGUGCUGCCCCUGUUUCACCUGCGACUGAAGAUGGAUUUGUAUGUGGGCUUUGCGGGCUGGGCCGGCUUCUUCCCUAGGUGAACGGUAUAGCAUGAUGUGCACAUGCACGCCACAUGCUGCGCGCAUGGGUUUAAUUGGGAUGUAUGCAACCUACUAUAAUUAGAAUAACGAAGUUGAAUCUCGUAU